Messenger RNA from Acaulospora colombiana, 2965 nucleotides. NCBI's taxonomy places the organism in Eukaryota, Fungi, Glomeromycota, Glomeromycetes, Diversisporales, Acaulosporaceae. The record is from the annotation of a GenBank genome assembly.
AUGCAGAACCCACCUCGUUUCAACCUAGCGGUGCCUAGUUCGCAUCUCGUUUACUCGGAGAUACUCUCUGUCACUUCUGCAAUGCGCAAGAACUCACGAUGGGCCACUCCGACUGCCUAUUUCCCUACAUCCACAAGUGCAUCGUUGGCCAGCACCUUUGGAUUACGCGUUGCAAUGAAUCCUGAUGUUGCUCCAUCUCAGUCAAGAACACAUUCCAGUGGGACGGAUGUCGACUUGAUGAUGGGAUUUGAAGAGUUGAAGAGAGAUAUUCGAGCAUCUGUUGAGACACUCGAUCCGGCUGACGACGAGCUUGGAGAUUCUGGGGACGAAAGUGCUGAAAAGAGCGAGCUUCGCAUGACCGUCUCGCCAGUCCGAGAAAAGCCUACCGAAAGUAUUGAGGAAGCCUUAGAAACUGCGGUCCCAGAAAAAAAGGAGGAAGAAAAGAGCCCUAUUGACACUUCACCUGCUCCACCAUAUGGUCUCCCAUCUGCUGUGGAACUACUAAAGGUCCUUUUAUCGCUCUUGGAUCCUAACUCGCAGCAGCAACUCUCCCGUUCGCAUACAGAUAGCCUCCUUAUUCCAUCCCUUUCCACUCUAAACGUCGCGUUCUCCAUAGCUGGACCAACCAUCGCCAAGUUCCCUAGCCUUCGACAGCUUGUGGUCGAUACAGGGUGCAAGUACCUCUUUCAACUCGCUCGGUCGGAUAACCCCACCGUGCUCUCGCUAGCACUAAGGACCAUUGCCACCAUCUUCGAAACAAUGCGUCCCCAUCUUAAGCUCCAGCAGGAACUACUCUUGAGCUUCCUCGUCGAUAAAUUGACACCACCUCCUGGUAGCAUUAGUGCCAUUCCGGGAGGUCGCCUUGGUAUUACGCAAACAAAGAAAGGUGCAAGCUCGGCAGCUAGUACGAGUGACUUGGCAGAGAGAGAAAAGGAAGAUGCAGAUGGGGAUGAUAGCCACCCUGCUUCACGAGCUGGAAGAACUGGAAUCACUCCUGCCAGAGGGGAGACACGAGAAUUGAUGCUCGAAAUCCUUGGUCACCUAAGCCGGUACCCAGAAUUCAUGGUUGAUAUCUGGGUCAAUUAUGACUGCGAUAUUGACUGUGAAGAUUUGUUCGAGAGGCUUAUCAGUUUCUUGGCAAAGAGCGUUCAGCAUGCAGAUCCACAGCAGCGCGCGAGUCAAGUGCUUUGUCUAGAUCUGUUACUCGCCUUUGUCGGUAAUAUGGCAGGGAGAAUUGAUCAGGACUAUCCACCCAUCCCCGGAAUUCUGGAAACCAAAUCGAAGAAAUUGAUGUUGCUCACAGGUGCAGCACGAUUCAAUAAACACCCAAAAGGCGGUAUCGCUUUCUUGGAAGAGCACAAGCUCAUCAGGACAGACUAUCCACCCACUGCAACAGACGAAGAGAAGGCACGAGCACGAGCGUAUAGUAUAGCUCAUUUCCUAAAGAGCACCCCGCGGCUGGAUAAAAAACUAUUGGGAGAAUUCUUGGCGAAGCCUGACAAUAUUGACAUCCUGAAAGCGUUCAUCGGCCAGUUUGAUUUUAAAGACGCCAUGCGAGAAAUGUUGGAAAGCUUCCGACUGCCUGGAGAGUCCCAACAGAUUGAGAGGAUUACUGAUACGUUUGCCGCAAAGAGCACGUCGGACAACUCGGUUUUGACUAUGCAUGGAAGGAGCUCCUACUUCGCUCCAGGCAAACUCGUAAGUUACCCACCUUCACCGAGCUUGGUUACUGAGUGCGGCGCAGAUGAUGAUUAUGUGGUGGAGAAAGUGAUCACUGGAUUCCGUGACUGUGCUACUCUGGCAAGCCGCUUCGAUCUUCCCGAAGUUUUUGACUUUAUUGUCAUGUCGCUUGCGUACCUAACUGGCCUGGCUGAAGAAGUCACCUUCCCGAGGCAGUCCAACUUCCCAAUUGUAGAGGUGGAGGGUCAAACCAUUACGGUGAAUAGUGCACUGCAACUGACAGAGGGACAGGUCAUUGAUAUGCUCCAAACACUAUUCUUGUACUCCCUUUUACCCUCUCGUAUGCUGCAAAUGGAAGAUUUUCUCGGGGGAGUGUCGCUAAUACCUCUGGCGGCGAGAAAACCAACACAACCAACUCCUAGAAUGGAUGGUGGUCUCCUCUCUGCACUCUCAUCUUACCUAUUGACACCCUAUGGAGGAAGCAACGAUACUCUGAUUGAAGCAACUCCUGAAGAGAUCGAAAAGACUAUGCAACUUGAAUUAGAGCCGCUCCUGGCGGCCUUGCACACAAUUCAAGAUGCCGCGAACAAGCGCACGGUACAACGGUUAAAAGCCAAACAAAAUGAGGAGCUACCUCAACCGACUGGAGUGCCUCCAAAGGAACGCAUUGUACAGCCUCUUUCAUACGAUGCUGCUUCGGUGUUUUUAUUGGAAACCAUGAUCAGCAUUGCAUCACACACGGCAAAACAUCUACAAGAAGUUUGGCCCAUCGUCUUUGAUUUUAUCUCGGCCAUUCUCAAAGAUGCACAAUGGUAUAGUAUCCUUCUCGUUGAACGUGCCGUUGUUGGCUUGUUGAAAAUGUGUCGACUCGCUGCAGAAGAGCUCAUACUUUCUCUGGAUAUAUUGGGUGGUCUUCCUGUUGAGAUAUCAAAUGCUGUCGCCGAGCAAUUGGCAGCGGGAUUGUUCAGCUCUCCAACGGAAUGGCGAUUGACCUUUGCUCUGAUGCGGUCGACGAUCAACCAUCCUAUAGCCGGAAAGCAGACACUAGAGAUUGUUUCUUCCCUGAUUAAUGAUGAAAAUAUUUCGGUGGAUGCUAUCGAAGGCAUUGUCAUGAUCCUCGACGAUGUAGCCACCACAGCCGGAUCCAUUGUGGAGAAGCGAAGGGCACCGAAUCAAGUACAACUUGAGUCGUCCGUAGAGAGAGGUUGUGCAGCGGUAGAGCUCUUGUUCGAACUCCGUAAGGUAGUUCCCAGGUUGUCGAGUACCCCAACUGGACAGGCGCAGG